AUCAAGUAAUAAACAUGCAGGGAACGCGGUUAGAUCAUUUUGGAUUACUGGUUUGUGGGCUGGUUAUACUGGCACAUCCUAGCUGGUCAUGUGAAACCACGACUUCGACGACAGUCACAAAGGACUGGUGGGAAAAUGCCCAGUUUUAUCAGAUAUACCCGCGAUCCUUCAUGGACUCCGACGGCGAUGGAAUCGGAGAUUUGAAUGGUAUCACCAGUAAAUUGGAGUACCUGAAGGAUCUGGGAGUUACGGCAGCCUGGCUAUCGCCCAUUUUCACUUCGCCCAUGGUGGACUUUGGCUACGAUAUAUCCGACUUUUUUGACAUUCAGCCGGAAUACGGAACACUCGAUGAUUUCAGGGCUCUCAUCAAGAGGGCAAACGAAUUGGACCUAAAGAUCAUUCUGGAUUUCGUACCCAAUCACUCAAGUGAUGAGAACUCUUGGUUUGUAAAAUCUGUAAAUCGAGAGAAGGGCUACGAGGACUACUACGUUUGGCAUGACGGGAGGGUGAAUGCCACUACUGGCGGGAGGGAACCCCCUUCCAAUUGGCUGCAAGCUUUCCGAGGAAGUGCGUGGGAGUGGAACGAGAAACGUCAACAGUACUACCUACAUCAGUUCGCAGUGCAGCAGGCUGAUCUUAACUACCGAAAUCCCCUGGUCGUGGAGCAGAUGAAGCGAGUGCUUCGCUACUGGUUGGACCUUGGCGUUGCUGGCUUCCGCUGCGAUGCCGUACCAGUGCUCUUUGAGAUCGAGCCGGAUGCAGAUGGUCAGUAUGCCGAUGAAGAGCUUAGCGGUCUGACGGACGACGUCGACGACCGCAAGUACCUGAAGAGCGAUCUCAUCGAGAACCGGCCGGAGACCAUUGACAUGGCGUACCAGUGGCGCGUGGUGAUGGAUGACUACCAGCGCAUCCACGGAGGCGAAACGAGGGUUCUUCUCAUCGAGACAUAUGCUCCGCCCGCCUACACAAUGCAGUUUUACGGAAAUCGCUCAACGGCCGGGGCACAUCUGCCCUUUAACUUCAAUCUGAUUACGGUUCUGGCAAGCGAUGGUGUCUCUGCCGGAUCCAUCAAAACGGCAGUUGACAACUGGCUGGACAACCUGCCCGCCGGACGCACCGCCAACUGGGUUAUAGGAAACCACGACCAGCGACGGGCGGCUAGUCGAUAUGGAACCGCCAAUGCAGAUGCCAUGAACAUGUUGGUCAUGGUCCUUCCCGGAGCUAGUGUCACCUACCAGGGCGAAGAGCUGGGUAUGACCGAUGGCGAGAUAAGCUGGGAAGACACCCAAGACCCAGCUGCCUGCAACUCGAAUUCGGACAUCUACGAGCAGUUCACACGUGAUCCCUCGCGAACUCCCUUCCAGUGGACGAAUGGCACCAACGCCGGGUUCUCCACUGCAUCCAAGACAUGGUUGCCACUGGCAGCAGACUACCAAACGCUGAAUGUGGAAACGGAGGCCGCGGCUCAGCGCUCUCAUCUGAAAAUCUAUAAGGCGCUGGUGGAACUGAGGAAAUCGUCGCUUCCGCUGCAGAACGGAUCCACUAAAUAUGGAGUUGUUGGGGAGAAUGUGUUUGUGGUGAAGCGUUACAUCUCCGGCUCUGCAUCCAUAAUUUAUGUGGCCAACUUUGCCAGCAAGGGUGUCACUGUGGAUUUAUACGAAUUCGACAAGACGCUGCCCACCCACUUGACGCUCCUUAUCCGCAGCCUGCAGUCCUCGAAGGCGGAGGGCUCUCAGUUCGAGGUGACCGGAUUGAGUCUGGCUGCCGGCGAGGCCUUGGUAUUGAGCAGCAGCAGUUCUUCCCGGUUCGAUUAAAUGGCGAUUCCCACCAGGCGCACUUGAAUCACACUAAGUCAGGCCACUCAAUCGGUAUUUAUCUUCGGCUAAAAGCAAAUAUGCCGUGGCUUGCAUAAAUAAAUAUAUAAGCGAAAAACCAGACAAACAACCCACUCCACCCCAGAAACACAGCACAUAUCCUGAAAUCUACCCCACCACCACUCGGAGAUAAGCUCAAGUGCCCGGCAUACUCUUUUAAUUCCCACUCGGCGGCGGGCUCCGCAUUUAAAGUAUUUACACACAAAUUAAAGUCAAGCAAAAGUCCCGGCCUCGCCAAGUAUUUGCUGUUCUACAAUGUGUGUGCCUAAGAGCCUAAGAAUGUGUGUUACACACAAUGUAAAUACGGACGGCGACCAGGGACUAGGCCUAAAAUUGUGGAUGUUGGCCUGGGACCAGGCCCCCAUCAUCUCGGAGCACUUUGAAGUCGGGACCGUCACAAGGGGCCUCAUAAGUUCACCCAAAUAGGUGGGGAGGUUUUCAUAGCUAGAUUUAUUACCAAUCUCGGAAAUUCGUGAAACAGCCCUGCAGUAUUUACUCUUGUAUUCGCGUACGAAGGAGAGGGCAGGCGAAGGCAGAACUUCAAUUGCGUUAUAAAUAAUUAAAUUGCGUUUACGCAUGGUAAUUGGCAGACGCCUUGCGAUGCCCGAGCAUCAAGUAUACGCACCAUACUCUUUGAAACUUAUUCCGCUAAGCAUACAUACUUUGGCGAAAAACUUGAGUUGGCUAAGAAGUUGGGUAGAAUGCCUUUCGGACCGCUUGAUCCGUCCCAAAUACCAACUCGGUAAUCACGACUUGUUCGAGAAGAAUGACGAGAUUGAAAUACGAAGUAAAUGCAUUAAGCGGUUUCCUCGAAAUCCUUACAAAUUAUUGCGUCCCUUUGGG
This is a messenger RNA of Drosophila melanogaster (fruit fly), 2717 nucleotides long. It is a transcript of the gene Mal-A7, whose product is annotated as maltase A7. The record is from RefSeq and is marked reviewed. Lineage: Eukaryota; Metazoa; Arthropoda; Insecta; Diptera; Drosophilidae. The transcript has 3 exons. Gene Ontology annotation, biological process: carbohydrate metabolic process. The coding region runs from base 15 to 1814 and encodes 599 amino acids. Gene Ontology annotation, molecular function: alpha-1,4-glucosidase activity.